CCGAAGCAAGCUAUUCGAUUUGGUGCAGUAUUGUUGACAGUGAACAGAGCUAUUCAAUUCGGCCCAGCAAUGGGCUGGGACAAAUAGUGAAUGAUAUUUAUAUCGCUGCUGAAUUUGAUAACCAUUGAGUGCUCUUGAAAAAGUUGUAAACAUCAUUCUGAACAAUAUUAUUCUUUUAUUGUAUUGGAUUUAUUUCCAAGAAAUAAAUCUGUUUGAUUGGUUUUUAGUUUCUAACCUGAAACUGAAAAUUUUAAUGAAAUUAUUAUAACGUAAUUUCUUACUGCCCAAUAAUUAUAAUAAAAUUACUUCAUAAUGGCUGGAAGUAGUUCAGAUGAUGAAAAGGAAGUAGAAAGACCUUUGGUUGCUAAAACGGCUGUAGACUUACAAAGGUUGAAACUUCAAAAAUUAAUGAAAAAUCCAGAGAAACCAGUGGUGAUUCCAGAACGUCCAAAACCUAAAAACAAUCCUUCGGUACCUGAAUUUGUGCGUAAUGUUAUGGGUAGUAGUGCCGGAGCAGGAAGUGGAGAGUUUCAUGUCUAUAGACAUUUGAGAAGAAAAGAAUAUGCAAGACAAAAAUGUAUUCAAGAAAAAAGUCAAAAGGAACUGCUUGAUGAAGAAUAUCACAAAAAAUUGGAAGAAAAUAAAAAGCUAGCUGAUGAAUUAACAGCUAAGAAACGUACUAAAAGAUUAAAGAGAAAACAAAAGCUGAAGCAAAAAAAGUUCAAGCCAUCAAAUAAGAAAAAGGCUAAUCAAGCAGAAAGCAGUGAAAAAAGUGAUUCUGAAAAUGAAAGCUCUGAUGAAGAAAAAUGUGAGUUUCAAACUGUAAGAAAAAGUUUAAUAAAGGAGCCUAGUGAACAGAAUGAAGUUGAAAGUGAAAUUAGUAAUACAAAUAAUAAAGCUGUUUCUGAAUCUAAUAAUCAAUCCAAUAACAUUAUCAUAAUAGAUCAUGAAAAAAAAACAAAUAGUGAAGGCAAUAAUUAUAUCAAAUUAGACAAAGCAGAGGUUAAUAAUGAUAGUGGUCAAAAUACAGGAAAUGACUCUAAUAGUAGUGAAAAAGACAAUGUAGAAAGUAAACACCAAAAUGACAAUUAAGAUAAAGAAGUUAAAAAAUUCGACAUUUACAGAUUGUAAAUUAUGUAUUUUUUUAUAUAAAUUAAGUUAAUGAACAAUUAUGUACAUUUAAAAAAUGUUUUAUAUACAAUUUACGUAAACGU
Messenger RNA from Phymastichus coffea, 1214 nucleotides. RefSeq names its product PRKR-interacting protein 1 homolog. NCBI's taxonomy places the organism in Eukaryota, Metazoa, Arthropoda, Insecta, Hymenoptera, Eulophidae. Gene Ontology annotation, cellular component: nucleolus. Gene Ontology annotation, biological process: negative regulation of protein kinase activity. Gene Ontology annotation, molecular function: protein kinase inhibitor activity; protein kinase binding; double-stranded RNA binding. The coding region runs from base 313 to 1092 and encodes 259 amino acids. The record is from RefSeq and is a predicted model, not a curated record. The transcript has 3 exons.